GGGAAGAAGACCAAGAGGAAAAACAAAACCGGUGUUGUCGUGUCCCGAGGCUUCUGCUUGCAGAUUCUAGGUUCUAUCUGUUCAACCUUCCGACGACGCGAGCCAGUGAGCGCAGCUUUGUGGCGUGAAUAGAAGCUACCUCAAAAAUGGAGAAGCUUGCCUGUUUCCUCGUCGUCCUCGCCUCCAUCGCCGGCCUUUCCGCCGCGACCGCCGUUUGCUCCAGCCCGGAGGUGUCGGCGACGUCCUACACCUCUCCAGAUGCCACCGUCCUAACCAGCAUUGGCUUCGUGGCUGAGUUUACUCUCAAGUGCGGCAACGGUGUCCAGAACCCAGCCCUGUUCGCUGAACUGAAUGGCAAGACCCAGCCUGUUGCCCGCAUUGGCCCCAACAAGUACCAGGUGAGCUGGGCUGAAGAUGUAAAGAAGGCUCGCCGUGGAGACUACACUAUCAACGUCUACGAUGAAGAGAACUUUGCUGCUGUGAGGAAAGCCAUGAGGAACAACGAAGAUAUCUCCACUGUGAAGGCUCUUGCCACUGUUGUCUUAAAUUACCCCGGCUCUUACCAGGGACCUUGGGUCAACUCUGAAUUUAUGGCCUUUGUCCUUUCCAUUGGUGUCUGGUACACAGCUUUCUCUGCCAAGUCAAAACUGUUGGCUUAAGUACUAAUUCGGUAUUUGUUGUUUUUCUGUGAAAAAUAACUGACUGAUUUUUUUUUAUAAUUCACUAUUUAAUAAAUUUUCUUGUUUUCUACA
Messenger RNA from Thrips palmi, 752 nucleotides. RefSeq names its product translocon-associated protein subunit delta (gene Tapdelta). Lineage: Eukaryota; Metazoa; Arthropoda; Insecta; Thysanoptera; Thripidae. The coding region runs from base 147 to 659 and encodes 170 amino acids. Gene Ontology annotation, cellular component: endoplasmic reticulum; membrane; endomembrane system. The record is from RefSeq and is a predicted model, not a curated record. The transcript has 2 exons.